This is a messenger RNA of Sinocyclocheilus grahami, 434 nucleotides long. RefSeq names its product chymotrypsin-like protease CTRL-1. The annotation marks the transcript as partial. The record is from RefSeq and is a predicted model, not a curated record. The transcript has 5 exons. NCBI's taxonomy places the organism in Eukaryota, Metazoa, Chordata, Actinopteri, Cypriniformes, Cyprinidae. Gene Ontology annotation, biological process: proteolysis. Gene Ontology annotation, molecular function: serine-type endopeptidase activity.
UCUGGUUCUUGGCCCUGGCAGGUCUCUCUUCAGCUGCCUAGUGGUUUCCACUUCUGUGGAGGAUCUCUGAUCAACCAGAACUGGGUUCUCACUGCUGCCCACUGCGCUGUCGUGGUCGGCUAUCACCGUGUCAUUCUUGGAGAACAUGAUCGUGGCUCCAGUGUUGAACCCAUCCAGGUCAAAUUAGUUUCCAAGGUCAUCACCCAUCCGCUCUACAGCAGCACGACUAUCAACAAUGACAUUGCUCUGCUGAGACUGUCGUCUCCAGUCAGACUGACUCCCCGUAUCUCUCCUGUAUGUCUGGCUCCAUCAACCAUCAACAUUCUGCCUGGAACCCGCUGCUUCACCACUGGCUGGGGUAGAACUGCCACCACGUCGAGCCCUCUGAUCCUACAGCAAACAGGUGUACCCAUCAUAAGUCCUGCUGUGUGCAG